This is a messenger RNA of Solanum stenotomum, 1494 nucleotides long. Its product is annotated as F-box protein At5g03100-like. The transcript has 3 exons. NCBI's taxonomy places the organism in Eukaryota, Viridiplantae, Streptophyta, Magnoliopsida, Solanales, Solanaceae. Gene Ontology annotation, molecular function: protein binding. The record is from RefSeq and is a predicted model, not a curated record. The coding region runs from base 1 to 1494 and encodes 497 amino acids.
AUGGAGAUGACAAAUCUGAAUAAGAAAAAGGUAACAGAGGAGGAAGGAAUCAAUAAAUUGCCGGAUUCUCUCCUAGUUCAAAUUCUCUCACUUCUCCCAACAACUAAGGAAGCAUUCAGAACUUGUCUAGUCUCUAAAACAUGGCGGCGUUUCCCAACUUUAAUUGAUAGCUUCAAUUUCACUUGUUCAACUGACCGCGAAAGAGAAGAUUCUAUUAUUCAUAAUGCAUUAACACAUUCCCGCUCUCCCAAAAUUAUGAAGUUCCAACUUGACUUAACUCACUUUAGUCUAUCACACUGCAGUUUCAGGCCUGAGUAUGAAACCCUAAUCAGUCGUUGUUUUAGUUUUGCUGUUGAAAGACAAGUUGAAAAUGUUGUAUUGUCGUUUCUGUUUGGUUUUGGUUAUGGUUAUAAGUGCACAUUGCUUGAAUCUCUCUGCACAUGUUCAUCGUUGAUAACUUUAGAUGUUCAAAAUUGUGGCUUUAAUAAUGUGGUCAUAUCGUGGAACUCUCUAAAGAGUAUAAAGUUGGGGUAUUUGAGGCUAACCGAUGAUGAUAUGGUGAAAUUAUUGUCAGGCUGUCCUGCAUUGGAAACAAUGGAAUUAUAUAGCUUUAUUGGUUUCCAUCGCUUGGAAAGUAAUUCCCUAAAAUUAAAGACGCUAAAGUUGAAAGAUUAUGUUCGGGUUGGUGGAAAUGGAGAUGACUUAGAAAUUCUUGCCCCGUAUAUUCAGAAUUUGGAAAUAUCAGGAGAAGAUCUGGAGUGUAGGCUUGUUGAUGUGUCUUCUGUAGUUAAUGCUAAGCUCAUUUACAGCUUUCUCUGUAUCAAAGGCAUCCCAAGUAUUUAUGUGAAAGACUGCUGCCAUGAAUAUCGUCAAGUAGUAUAUACCAUCGUCCAAGAUAAUCUUCAAAAGUUAUGUUAUGCAACUGAUCUAACAAUUGGAACUUGGUUCACAAAGGUCAUGUACAUGUUGCAGUUCAAAGGGUUGCCCGUUUCAGAAUUGAAUUGCAAAUAUCUAACACUGAUGUUGCAUAUGACAACGUUUAAUAUGUAUGGAGUAGCUGGUCUUUUGAGAGUCUCGCCACAAGUGGAAACAAUCAGCAUAGAAUUGGAAUAUACGCUGAUAGAUGAUUUUCUGGUCAACAACAAUUCCUGCUGCAACCCUGAGUUACUUGAUUUAGCCAAAGAAGAUAAUAUGGAUUUGCUGAGUUGGGUUUCAAGCGUUGAGUUUCACAACCUCAAGAAAGUUAAGAUUGUCAUCUCCUCAGAUGCGUGCUGGAAAGAUCAUGUCAAAACGGGCUUUGAAAAGGUUUCCAAACUUUCAGAAUUUCUGUUAUUGAAUGUGCCGAUUUUUGAGAAUUUCGUUAUCAUAUCAAAGAGAAGAAGGUGCGAGACAUGUUCAAUGAACUGUCUAUCCCAACAUUUAUCUCUAUUGGCCGAUAAAUUGUUAGGUUGUCCAAGAUUGUCCACCAAUGCUGCGAUUAACUUCCAGGAGUGA